AUGACCACCUUCUCCGCUCCGGUCCCUGCUACCCGAUCGCUGCCUACGAAUCAGUCGGCACUGGCGGCCUCUUUCACCAACUUCCUCACCGUCUCCGUCCACCAAAUACUAUUCCUGCGCUCCGUCUACCCGCGCGCAACGUUCCUCCCCGUGCGGGCCUACAACUACCCCGUUCGGCAAUCCCGCCAUCCCAAAGUAUGUGAUUACAUCAACGAUGCAUCCAUCGCGGUCGGAACGGAGAUCUUGAAAGGUACAAUCACCGCAGUCAGUAUUAUCAUUUCAUCUCUCCGCACAAAUCAGCCCCUCGAACGAUAUGCCUUUGAUCUGUCGGACUUUCCCCGCGUUCCUGCUGGAGAGGUGAACACCACUUUUGAGAAUAGACCAGACGAUUCAUCAGCUCCGGGUGCCUCGGUCACGGACCGAGGCCCCGCGCCGACUUCGGUCGACCUCGAGGCGCAAUUCCGGGCUUGCCUGGCACGACUCGCGUCCGCCUGUGCCCGACUGACCCCACUGCCCCGGGAUGACGAAUUCAGCUUCACUGUCUGCAUCGAAGUGCGGGAGGAUGCGCUGCCCCCGGCAGGGACCACCAAAGAAGAGCAGACCUGGAUCGUGGCGGAACCAGGCAAGGUCCACCUGCGAUCCUGUACAGCACCAUUCUCGGUGUCAAAACUACGCAAUGGCGAGCCUCAACAGCCGCCACCCCGAGUGUCAAAUGGCCGUGCGAAAACAGUACCCGUACGACGUGUGGAGGCGGGGGAACUGCGGUUGGAGCUGUGGGUGGAAGAGGCACGGCAGAAGUUUAACGAACCGGUGGAAUCGGGACAGCCGCCAUGA
This is a messenger RNA of Penicillium lagena, 834 nucleotides long. RefSeq names its product putative mitotic spindle checkpoint protein (Mad2B). Lineage: Eukaryota; Fungi; Ascomycota; Eurotiomycetes; Eurotiales; Aspergillaceae. The record is from RefSeq and is a predicted model, not a curated record. Gene Ontology annotation, cellular component: zeta DNA polymerase complex. The coding region runs from base 1 to 834 and encodes 277 amino acids. The transcript has a single exon.